CCCCCCCCCCCCUCGCCCCUCCCCCCCCUCAGGCACUUUUCCCCUCUGGCUAUAACUCGGGAACCGCUGAAGAUAGGAAGCCGAGAGAGGGCUCAAACGAAAGGGCAACUGAAGAUCUACAACUUGGCCCCACCAGAGUCCAGGAUUUUGGAUCGGGAACACCGGGAGCCGGGAACACUUCGGGAAUUAGCCCCAUAAGGACAUCCCCGCAGGUCUUCUUCAUAAACCGCAAAGCCUUGCGGUUCCCAACAAAGACCUGCCCCCUCCCCCCCGUGGUCGCUUCCUCACCCCCCUAGGGCUAUCUCCGACACCCUUGGAGCUACAGAGUAGUGAGACGGCUCAUUAGAAUCGUCUCUGAAAUUCCAAGAGAUUGGCCCCGACGGAAUUGAGGAAGCGGACACCUGAACACCGGAGGAGUGAAGAAAGCUCCGGAAAACCAACAAAGCAGCACGACCACCAGCGCGCAUCCACCAUCUUCGCGGCAAGCUGCGGCAAGUACCAUUGGCGGUAGAUUAAGUUUUAGAUAUUAAGUUUAUUAGAUUUUAAAUAGUUUAAGAUAGAUUAAAUUUGUAAAAAAAAAAAAAAAAAACCGAGAUGUCGUCGUCCCCAUCCCCAGCGGCUGACUGUCAAGUCCGCGCCGAGAACAGCGGCGCCUCCAGCGAAGUGACAGGGGCACCGGCGGUCCCCAUCUCGCCGAUCACACGCCAGCCACUGGUUACGGGACAGCACACGACAGAAAAGGACAAGAGAGCUGUGCCAGGGCCCAGCAAACUACCCAAAACCUCCGCUCCCAAAAAGGCCAAAAAGGUGACCAAGAGCCCACCAAAAGGCGCCAUGGAAGUGGGAAGAAGCUGGGCACUGGCACAGUCAGCCAAAAAGAAAACAAAGACUGGAGGGUUGCGAAGAGCAGUGGUCAUAAAAGGCGCGCAAGCUGCAGCCAGAAGAGGCCAAAUAGACGAUGCCAGGAAUCUGGCGGACGUCUCGGUACUAGAGGCCUCGCAGAUAGACCUCACACAACCCCCUGACACACCAAACACUACUAACAUGACGCCCUCUUCUGCCGAAACAGGAGAGGAAAAACCUAACACCACAACCAUGACACCCUCUUCUGUCGAAACAGGAGAGGAAAAACACCUGACACACACGCCAACAGGGGAAGUACCACCCACGACUCCGAAGUCACCGGAAACCCCAGAGCCGCCAAUGCCCACUCAUGCCCCCCCAAAACAUGAUCACUACUCGAUAGUGAUCUCCACCACCUCCGCACAGCAAGAGGAAUCGCCAGAGUCCGAAGCCAGCGACUCGCAAGAGAAGCUGAGCAAUCCAGUGGCGUGGGAGGAGGAGAGGCCAGAGGCAGGCUGGGCAUGGCAUGGUGAAGAGUUUGCCGAAAGAAGGCAGAGCAUACUCCCCCCCCUCGGACCACACAGGGGAGUAUCUAAAGACAUGGCAACAGACGCAGCCAGAGAUUACUACCAGAAGGGGAAGGACGCGGUAGAAAGCUCAAAAACCCUGAAAAGGGAAUUAAGAGCGACCGCUGUGGAGUGCAUGGGCAAUCUCUUUGAGAUUGUCCUCGCCCUGGCCGAAUCCAGAAGCAGGCACCGCCUGAACCUGGAGUUGGAACGGACGAGGGCAACAAAAUACAUGGUGAGUGUAGAGAGAGCCCAUCAAAAAGCCCUCCAGGACCAACAGGCAAAGUUUGACGCAAGGCUCAAAGAGAUGCUGGAGUCUCUAAAAGGAACUCAAAGCUCUGUCGAGAACGUACAGAGCUGGCUAAAUUUCGAGAUGGACGGAGUGGUCACCAAAUCGGUGAAGACCGUCCACCUCGAGAUGGGCCAAAAGUCCACACCAGCGCCAAACAAAAAGCCAAAACGCGCCAGACUAACAAGGCGCCACCCCCUGAGGAGUAAUCGGGCAGCGAAGCCUAAGCUGUCGGAGAAGCUACAGGACCUAACAAACACGGUAGGAUCUCUAGUUCACGAGGUGCACUAUCUAAAGACCGACACCACCACCAUCAGGGAGCGAAGUGAGGUAACUCCCCAAUCUCCCACACAGCAAGAGACCGAUGAGUCCUCCUUCAAAGGCAUAAAGGAGGAGGUAAAGGAGCUGAGGCUGGAGAUGGAGCGUAUGCUCCGAGAAAUCCGAAGCCUCAGACCAGUCUCGAAAGAGGAGAUCGGGGAUGAAAUCCGAGAGGUCACCGCCCCCCUGAUGACCAAGGCAAAGAGAAUCCUCGAUGGUGUAGAAGAGGUAAAAGAUGUAGCUCUCUCCAACUCGGCAAACAAUACCGGCCCAGGACUCGGAGCUGAACUGGCAAUCGCCGACACCGCUGCCCAAAUUGAGGGAAUGCUAAACCCGAUAAGGGCGGAGGUGUCGGAGAUAGCCACAAACAGCCGAAAAACUAUGGAGUGGUACAACUCCUCAGUUAAAAACGCUGCAAUCCCAACGGCUCCUCCAAUGCCCAAACAGCAAGCAAGAGACUAUGCCGCCGUGGCUAAAACACCAAAGCCACAAAAGAACCCCAACCACACACUGAUAAUCUCUAGCACGGACCCAACCAAUACGGGAGAGAAAGUGCUGGAGAUAAUCACACAGACGCUGGACUUUAAAAAUACCGGCGUCAUAGUGGACAGGGUAAGGAAGGCGAGGAACAGCAAGAUCCUGCUGAGCUGUGAGGAUAAAGAGGACGCCAGGAAAUUGCAGUCCCAAAUUAAAAAAAACGCAUCCCUGAAAGUUCAGGAGGCAAAGCCACAAAACCCCCUAAUCAAGGUGAAUAACAUCAUGGCGUACCUGAAGGAUGAGGAGAUGGUCGAGCACAUUAAGGCCCAAAACAGGAAACUGUUUGAAAAACUUCCUGGCGACCAACAACACAUCCGAUUAAGGUACCGAAAGCGAGCAAGGAACCCGCUACAGUGCCACGCAGUAUUCGAGGUUGCACCCUUACUCCACAAGCGCAUGCUUGAGGAGGGAAAGAUCCAUAUUGCAAUACACAGGAGAGAUGUAGAGGAUCAAUCCCCCCUCGUGCAGUGCGCCAAAUGCCUAGGGUUCGGACAUCCUAAAGCACUCUGCCGGGAGUCGGCGCAGUAUUGCAAUUACUGCGGCGGCGCCCACUCCUGGCAGGAGUGCAGAACCAGGCAGGAGGAAAGGCCUCCAAAGUGCAAAAACUGCAAGGACGCCAAGGCACACGACAUCUUCCCCCACAUGGCAUUCAGCGAAGAGUGCCCAGAGCGCUUAGUGUGGGACAGAUUAGCGCGUUCUAAGAUAGCGUAUUGCUAA
This is a messenger RNA of Plodia interpunctella (Indianmeal moth), 3270 nucleotides long. RefSeq lists its product as uncharacterized. Bases 595 to 3270 code for a protein of 891 amino acids. The transcript has a single exon. Lineage: Eukaryota; Metazoa; Arthropoda; Insecta; Lepidoptera; Pyralidae. The record is from RefSeq and is a predicted model, not a curated record.